AUGGGUACAAAUCUUUCCCAUUGCCCUCAGAUGUCAGCCAGUGCCACUCACCACCGCCCAGGGACUUGCCUUGCAUGUUCAACUUGUGCAGAGAGGACUCUGCUCCAAAUGCCUCAGGGCUGCCCCCAUCUCCUGAAAACCUGCCAUGUGACUCCUGUCAGCCAAGGUCACAGGGUUUGGCCACACCUGUGCCACUCACAGCCGUCUUCAUCUGUCAGCAGGAAGAAAAGAGGAGAGAGCAGGAAGACGGGUAGAAAAGGAGGAAGAGAGAGGGAUAGAGAGAGAGGCAAGGAGGCUGCAUUUAGCAUUUGGACAGAGUGGCUGACAGUCACCGUGGGAGAGGCUUGCAAUGUCCUCAGCAACUUCCACCAGCUCUUUGCCCAGUGGCCUGGCUGUCCUGACGACUUUCCCAGAUGUGCUCUUCAUUCCUGAAAUCAUCUUUGGAGGCCUUGUCUGGAUCCUGGUGGCAUCCUCAAAGGUCCCAAUACCCAUGCUGCAAGGCUGGGUGAUGUUUGUCUCCGUGUUCUGCUUCGUCAUGUCCACUACCCUCAUGUGCCUCUACUUCUGUGGGGCCCAUGGGGGCAGCAGCUUCUGGGUCACCUUGGAUGCCAUUUGCCAGGGGACAGCAUCUCUGUUCUACCUCAGUGCCGCUGUGUUGGAAGCCUCCGCGACUUAUGUUGCCGCCGGCUCGUUCACAGCAGAGAUCUAUAGGGAGAACAUUGCUGCUGUGGUAUUUGCAUUCGUAACUACCCUGGUUUACGUGAUCCACAAGGUGUUCUCGCUCCUGCGAUGGAAAUCAUCCUGAGAGCCUCCCCUCGGAAGUGUGUCCUGUGGUCAUCUCAAGAACAGUGAUUGCAGUUUCCAGGCUGGCUUUGGGUUUUGGGUUUUUUAAUGUAAAUACUAUAAACAAGUGGGUUUUUAUGUGGGAUCUUGGCAAAGAAGACAAGGAGCCUGCCAGAGAAAGGUAUAUCCUGGCACAGUCUGUUUCCCUUCAGUCUCUUCUGGGCUGGGUACAGUCUGAUGCUGAUAAGUGGGGCCCAAAAUAAAAAAAAACAACAUAGUAUAGUUGGAUUCAAAGUACUAAAAUCUCCCCGAACUGUUCCUUUAUGCCUCCAGGGUUUUUAUUGCAGUCAGGGGAAACUGGACAACCAGCACUAAGGAUCAUGAGUAUGAAACUGUGUCAUUUUCAUUGCUGCCUGUCCAUUUAAGUCUGUGUCUUUCCCUAAACCUGCUGUACCAAAUUAAUAUUUUCAUGCAGUUCCUGAAAAUGCCUUCAUUGACUUGUGAUGAGAAAUGGGGACAAUAUUUAACUUGCCUUGGGAGCAAUAUGAAUUGUUGCAGCCCCUGAAGGGUACUGCUGAAUUUUGAGGAAUUGGGUAAUACUGAAUAAUUGAAAUAAUGCCAGGAAUUACCACUGUAUUUGAUCCCCCUACAAAAUACAACUUUGGAAGGUGUGCAGUAGACUGUAGGAGAAUUGUAUGGAUGAUUAGAAUGACAUCUCGAAUAAGCAAUCAAUUCUUGUCUUUGGUGAAUGGCUACUCUUUCUUACAGUAGCACUAUGUCGCUAAUAAAGAUGGGUUUGCUGUGAUUUUGAAAA
Manacus vitellinus (golden-collared manakin) is the source of this 1597-nucleotide messenger RNA. It is a transcript of the gene MAL, whose product is annotated as mal, T cell differentiation protein. The coding region runs from base 350 to 805 and encodes 151 amino acids. The transcript is spliced from 4 exons. Lineage: Eukaryota; Metazoa; Chordata; Aves; Passeriformes; Pipridae. The record is from RefSeq and is a predicted model, not a curated record. Gene Ontology annotation, biological process: myelination. Gene Ontology annotation, cellular component: membrane. Gene Ontology annotation, molecular function: structural constituent of myelin sheath.